Messenger RNA from Oncorhynchus kisutch (coho salmon), 1198 nucleotides. RefSeq names its product odorant receptor 131-2-like. Gene Ontology annotation, cellular component: membrane. Gene Ontology annotation, molecular function: odorant binding; olfactory receptor activity; G protein-coupled receptor activity. Lineage: Eukaryota; Metazoa; Chordata; Actinopteri; Salmoniformes; Salmonidae. The record is from RefSeq and is a predicted model, not a curated record. Gene Ontology annotation, biological process: G protein-coupled receptor signaling pathway; detection of chemical stimulus involved in sensory perception of smell. The coding region runs from base 112 to 1077 and encodes 321 amino acids. The transcript has a single exon.
UUUUUACAGAUUUUGAAUAAUGUUAAUUAGAUAAACAUUUAGUUUCUUGUAAUAAUGAUGUUCUAAUAGGUUCUCCUCUCAAUCUCUUCUUUCUUUUCAAAGGCACUCAGUAUGGCAGUAACCAAUGAAACCUUUCAGGAGACUUCUUUUAUAUAUGAACAGAUGAUUGUAUUUGAGAUGAAUGAGAAGACUAUGGUUAAAGUGGCAGUGGCAAUCCUGAUGGCUGUAUUUUUUAUCUACAUAAAUUGCGUGAUGAUUUUUGCUAUGAGUAGCAGAAUUACUUUUAUGGAAAUUCCCCGCUACAUUCUCUUCACACAUUUGCUAUUAAAUGACUCCAUGCAGUUGCUGGUCAGCUGCCUUAUGUAUGUGUUUGCCUUGGUUUAUCUACGAUUGGUAAAGGUUGUCUGUGGACUGUUUGUCAUGUUUGGCAGUGGCAUGUCCCGUGUUGCCCCACUUAACCUGGCGUUGAUGUCUCUAGAACGCUAUGUAGCCAUCUGCCUCCCUCUACGGCAUAGUGACAUAGCCACACCCAAAAGAUCUGGCAUUGCCAUUGCUGUCAUCUGGCUUGUCAUAUUCAUAAAUCUUAUAAUUGAUAUGCUUUAUUCUACAGUAAAAGAUCCCGGCUUUUUUGUUACCCCAAUAUUUUGCACACGGCAGAAGUUAUUCAUUGCGUUGUGGCAGAUGCAAGUGUUUCAGGGGUUCAAUGCUUUUUGCUUUGUAGCUGUAUCGCUCAUCAUCAUUUACACAUACAUUGCCAUAAUUGUCACAGCCAGGUCUGCCUCUUCUGACAAAACGAAAGCCAGUAAGGCCCACAAGACAGUGCUGCUGCACCUGGUUCAGCUGGGCCUGUUGCUCUCCUCUUUUCUGUACGCACCCAUAGAAAGUGCACUGGCCAGUGUAGGCAGUACUACCAUCUUUAUUGACCUGCGAUACUUAAACUUCCUCUUCCUCAUCAUCCUGCCAAGAUGUCUGAGCCCACUCAUCUACGGGCUGAGGGAUGAUGCCGUACGACCCCUGUUCCUACACUACUUAACUUGCAGAACUAGAAAGGUCAAGGCUGCUGUGAUGGUACAAUAGAAGAAAACCUGGCACUAUUUUUCUUCAUGUUCCUUCAAGCCAGAUAACUGACCGGGUAAGUUAAGACAAUUGGGAGCCCAUCGUCAGUCUGGUACACUGGCAGAAUAGUCCCUAAUGGGUG